UUGCCGAAACCCUGAGCAACAUCACUUCCGGAGACUGGAGCCACUUGCUAGGCUGCUAGUUGGACCCUUUGUAGCUUCCGGUCUAGUCGUGUGUGUGCGCGCGCGGGAGUCUCUUCCGGGUGUGGGGGCACCAUGAGUACUAUGUUCGCUGACACUGUCCUCAUCGUCUUCAUCUCGGUGUGCACGGCGCUGCUGGCCGAGGGUAUAACAUGGGUGCUGGUUUACAGAACCGAGAAAUACAAGAGACUGAAAGCUGAAGUGGAAAAACAAAGCAAAAAAUUGGAAAAGAAGAAGGAAACGAUAACUGAAUCAGCAGGCCGACAGCAAAAAAAGAAAAUAGAGAGGCAAGAGGAGAAGCUGAAGAACAACAAUAGGGACCUGUCGAUGGUUCGAAUGAAGUCCAUGUUUGCAAUUGGCUUUUGCUUUACUGCCCUCAUGGGCAUGUUCAACUCCAUAUUUGACGGCCGAGUGGUGGCAAAACUUCCUUUUAUCCCCCUCUCCUACAUCCAGGGCCUGUCCCAUCGCAACCUACUUGGGGAGGAUUACACUGACUGCUCCUUCAUCUUCCUCUACAUUCUCUGCACCAUGUCUAUCCGGCAGAUAAUUUAUGAAUAUGUUGAACAGCACAGCUACCAGCACAGAUCCUUGGGAGACCCUGCUAUUUACCCCUCUCCACUGUGAAAACUGGCCAUUUAUUCCUACCCAGUAAAUGAGGCAUACACAAUUAGUGGCUAUUUGUGAAAAAGCUUGGUUUAAGUGACUUGUGCAGCAUCACACACGAGCUCUGUGAUAGAGGCAGAGCUAGAGUGCAGUUCUGCGGGGCAGCAUUCAGCUGUCUUAACCAUGAGAAUGUCCUUGUCUUCCUUCAAUUUCCUGCCUUAUUCACUACGUGCCUUCCAACUUCUGCAACAAAUGAAGUAGACAAUAGUCUUGCGCACUACACAGCCCUGAUUGAUCCCCAGAGCAGGCUGGAAAAAAUACUAUGUGAUCCUAUAAUUAAAGAUUGUGUCGUCAUUAUGCAUAUGCACAAGGGGGCCAAAUUGAGGUUACACUGACAACCUUAAUUCUGGCAUUUCCUAACUUCUGGGUGCUUGACUUUGUAACUCUAAUGUUCUUUUAACAUAGUUUUGUGUGUAACUGUAAAAAGUUGAAUGUUUGCCAUCCUCAAAUGCUAUAAAACUGCCGUGACUUCCCUUUAACCUCCUUUCCCUUUUCAAUAGCUUGUAACUCUUACAUAUUUAUAUUUGAGUUGAAAUUUUCCUUACCCUCUGCCCAAAUGUGACUGCUGUCUUUUGUAUGUAAAAUUUUUGGUUCUCUGCUCUGUGAAUGUCAAAGUAGUGGGGAAGUUCUCCGUAUAUUCCACUUCGAAGCACAAAAAUCUCAUGACUCUAAAAGGUAGAAGCUGGAAAUUUCCUAGUUGGCUUGUGUUGACAAUCUUUUUGAGGAAGGCAUUCAAGGGUGAAGAAAUUCUGUUUAGUAGUUUAUCCUCUUUUGCUUCGUGCAUAUUCAGAUUUUCCAUUUUGUCCCUCCAGCACCAUUUAAGCUUGCAUCAUUUAGAACACUGGUAUUGGUUAUAGUGAAGGAUGCCCUCUGCUUAUAUCAUGCUUCUAACACGAUCCAGUGUUGAAACUAAAUAAAUGUAGUUUAAUUGAACUGUGCUGUUUUUAACAUAGCUUCACACAAAUCUCAGUACAAUACUAAUCUUUAAGCAUUCUGCUAUGAGUAUGACUUUCCUUAUGAAAGUGCUUGGUUUUUGUGGGGUUUUUUUUUUUUUAAUCUUAAUGUUCCAUUAACACUAGUGUGAUGUUGCAUUAAAACACUGUGUUCCGAUGUUCAAAAAUCUAACCAAUGGAUAAAGGCAGAGAUAAGGUCAUCUGCACAAAUUUAUUUUUGUUGAUAGGUAGGUAUACUGUACCAUGUGUCUCAGGAGAGAAAGCACUGUUUCCUACUCUGAAACCUAUCAUUAGCACAGAAAUCAGCUCUGUACUCAGACUUUUGGCAGGAGCUCAGCAAUUCCUCUGGUGGCCGGGUGGGCAGCCCAAUUCUGAUUGUAUUGUGUGGGAUCCUUCCUGUCUUGUUUGAAGAUUCUCGGGCUCUAAUUACAGCCUCCCUUGACGGUGGUUUUUGGAAUGUGUGAAAACAGCGGAGUGCUGCUCCUAGAUUUUCUGCCUGUGAGCAGAGAACAGGAAUCUGCUACUGCAUAUGCAUUGUAGUUGAAUUGCAAAGAUAUCUAAUGUUACCAUCUUAAUUUAAAGAAAACAAAAUAGGCAAAGGCUGCAGCCUGCAACAAGAACUCUAUUACCUGCCCAUUGGCUUUAUGACUUAUGUAGGUGAAGAUAGAAUUGAAUUGCAGCCCUGCACUGGAACCCACUCCAUCUGUGGGAAGCUUGAUCAUGAAACACACUCUGGAGCUUAGGCCCACCUCUAAUUGCAGUUCAUUAUGCAUAUCAAUCACUUAAUCUCUAUGGACUGCAUUUUUUCCUGGCCCUUUUGUAUGGUUUCAGAUAUAUCACAUAUAUACAUUGGCUAAACUGAGUUGUGAAACCCUGGAGGUUGAAGUUAAAGAGAGGUUUGCCACUGGUCUAAACGGAACCAGGAUUUCACCUGUGUAUUGGCUUCCUUCUCACUAUACCACCAUCCCAUCAUU
This is a messenger RNA of Chelonia mydas (Green sea turtle), 2647 nucleotides long. It is a transcript of the gene TMCO1, whose product is annotated as transmembrane and coiled-coil domains 1. The record is from RefSeq and is a predicted model, not a curated record. Gene Ontology annotation, cellular component: cytoplasm; endoplasmic reticulum membrane; endoplasmic reticulum. The transcript is spliced from 7 exons. Gene Ontology annotation, molecular function: calcium channel activity. Gene Ontology annotation, biological process: endoplasmic reticulum calcium ion homeostasis. Bases 133 to 681 code for a protein of 182 amino acids. Lineage: Eukaryota; Metazoa; Chordata; Testudines; Cheloniidae.